Messenger RNA from Mesoplodon densirostris (Blainville's beaked whale), 790 nucleotides. RefSeq names its product A-kinase-interacting protein 1-like. Lineage: Eukaryota; Metazoa; Chordata; Mammalia; Artiodactyla; Ziphiidae. Gene Ontology annotation, biological process: regulation of non-canonical NF-kappaB signal transduction. The record is from RefSeq and is a predicted model, not a curated record. Gene Ontology annotation, cellular component: nucleoplasm.
CCAUGGCCUGCUGCGCCGGCGCAGGAUGCUCCAGGCCCAGCCUUCCCUCGACCGCUGAGCGCAUGCGCCUUGAGAGGCCGGCUGGGGAGACAUGGAGAACUGUUUGGCGGCCGCGGCGCUGAACGGGGUGGACCGACGUUCCCUGCAACGCUCGGCUAGGCUGGGUCAAGAAGUGCUGGAGCGGGCCAAAAGGAGGGCGGUGGACUGGCAUUCGGUGGAGCUUCCCAAAGGCAGCGUGGGGGUCAUUUCCCGGGAGCGGCCCUACAGAGAAAGGGGCCCCCAUCGCCUUGUCCCAGGAGAGAGAGAAGAAAGACACCCAACCCUCAGUGCUUCCUUCAGAACAAUGGCUGAAUUCAUGGACUAUACUUCAAGUCAGUGUGGGAAAUAUUAUUCAUCUGUGCCAGAGGAAGGAGGGGCAACCCACGUGUAUCGUUAUCACAGAGGGAAGUCGAAGCUGCACUUGUGCUCGGACACUGGGAAUGGUCAGAGAAAAGACACCCCCCUUCAUGUUGGAGGCAUCCGUCAGGCGUCAGAGUGUGCACUAGAGGCAUCCCAGCCUGCUGAGAACAUCUCUAAGGACCUCUACAUAGAAGUAUAUCCAGGGACCUAUUCCAUCACUGUGGGUGUAAAUGACUUGACCAAGAAGACUCACGUGGUAGCAGUUGAUUCAGGACAAAGUGUGGACUUGGUCUUCCCCAUAUGACGUUGACCAUCGCAGACAUCACCUUUUUCUUGUUUGUUUUUUAAGUAUCAAGAAGAAUAAAGCUACCAUGUGUCCUCUUAAAAUUUA